CCAGUUCCUACUUAGAGACACGCGUCAGGCUCUACUGAGGACCUCGAGCUCGCAAAAUGAAGACUCUUGUACUUUUCUUCGCCGUCUGCGUGGCUGUGGCCUACAGCCAAAAGCCGGAGCCAUGCUCGCCACCAUCUCUCUGGGAGGCCAGAAUCUCCAGGAUUGAUCCAGAAAAGCGCUUCUCCGAGCGUGCGAAGAUUUCCUACGAUGCCACCAACAGGCGCAUCCGCAUCAUCGAGGAAGUCAACCUUCUUCUGGAGAGGGAGUACUAUGACGUGCUGUUCAUCCACAACACCGAACCCGGCACUGAAUACCGCUUCAACCUGAAGACUAAGGAGUGUAAUAAGAGGGAGAUCUCUGAUCCCUGGCGUCCCUUCCAAGUCCCUCCCAACUCCACCUUCCUGGGCGAGAGUUACAUCGGGACCGGCGCGGUACCCGGGGCAGGCGUCCAGACGCAGCUUUGGGAGAGAGGCUUUGAGGGCGGAGAUAAGUAUUUUGGUGUCUACACCGUUGUGGGCUGCAUUCCCAUCCAAGAGGAAUUCUACAGCAGGCGCACUGGCCUCGUCACUUCUACCUUCUUUGACGUGACGGGUGGUAUCGCCGACCCUAACGUCUUCAUCCCACCGAGGGAAUGCGAGUAACCCGCGGUGCGCAGUAGUAGUAAUUACGGUGCAUAGAUGCUUUCAGAAGCUUAUGAAUAAGAACGACGAAACAGAUCAAGUCUCUAAUAAUACUUAAUUGGAGAAAUUCGCGUGUUUGAUCUUGUAAGCGUUAACUUCUACUAAGUAAUUUCAGGUAACAUGCAAAGUCUACUUAUCACAGGUUUGUCAUGUCGAUAUCAUGUCCACGUGGAUUUUGUUGUGUGUAGUCAAGCACCACUCAUAGUACUACAGCUAUACCUGCAUGUGCAAAACGUUAGGUCACACCCUUGUCUAUUUCAGCAUUUAUUAUCUCCACACACUGUAAGGAAACGAUCGUGAUCUUUUAUACCAUUAAAGACCUAUCUACUCA
Molecule: messenger RNA, 1011 nt
Organism: Branchiostoma belcheri (Belcher's lancelet)
Lineage: Eukaryota; Metazoa; Chordata; Leptocardii; Amphioxiformes; Branchiostomatidae
Product: mammalian ependymin-related protein 1-like
Exons: 6
Coding region: 57-641 (194 amino acids)
Biological process (GO): cell-matrix adhesion
Cellular component (GO): lysosome; extracellular region
Molecular function (GO): calcium ion binding
Source: RefSeq, a predicted model, not a curated record